Molecule: messenger RNA, 2914 nt
Organism: Exaiptasia diaphana
Lineage: Eukaryota; Metazoa; Cnidaria; Anthozoa; Actiniaria; Aiptasiidae
Product: fibroblast growth factor 8
Exons: 5
Coding region: 239-1114 (291 amino acids)
Biological process (GO): regulation of cell migration; positive regulation of cell population proliferation; positive regulation of gene expression
Cellular component (GO): cytoplasm
Molecular function (GO): type 1 fibroblast growth factor receptor binding; type 2 fibroblast growth factor receptor binding; growth factor activity
Source: RefSeq, a predicted model, not a curated record
CAUCGGCUCGGCCUUAAAACCAGAAUCCCGUCGAUUUUAACUGGUGGCUCCACUCAGUUUGUCCCGUCUCGGAUCGGGUUAUGUAGUACAUUUCCGAUAACACUUCCUUGUCUCUUGUGUUCAUCGAUUUGUCACCUCUCGUCUCACGCUGCGCGCGACGCGGGGAGAGUGUGGGAGAUCGUUUAAAUGACGCAUGAUAUAAGACCAGAAGAGUAGUUUGGAUCACACUCAGUACUCAAUGGAGCUCGCCAUGACAGCCGUGUGGAUAUCAAGGAUUAUUAUACUCAGUAUUCUGACUUGGAAUACACUGGCCAAAGAAACAGAUGAACAGAAAUUGAGGAAGUUUUUGGAUCCAAUUUUCAACAAAGCAAAACGCACAAGUGACACACGUAGUUUGCCAUUCAAAAGAGUGACUCAGCUUUACUCGAGGAAUAGCGCGAGGCAUAUUCGCGUACUACCAAACAAAAAGAUAGAUGCCUUGGGCGAGGAUGGUGAUAAAUAUGCUAAACUUAUUAUCGAGUCGGACAGUUUUGGAAGAGUAAGAAUCCGAGGCUCCGCUACUAACUUCUAUUUAUGCAUUGACAAAAGACAGCGACUGCGAGCGAGGGUUCGUGGUCGCGGCAGACAAAACUGCAUAUUUCGAGAACACUUCGCGGAAAAUGCCUUCACGGAAUUCACAUCCGUCCAAAAAAGCAAUCUUUACGUUGCGUUUAACCGACGCGGUAAACAACGCGCCUGCAAUAAGACACGCAGCGGUAUGAAAGCAGUACAGUUCAUUGAAAGACCACUGAAACACCUUCGCUUGUACCGUGGGCGCAAGUUCAUGAAAAAUGGCAAAAUAAAUCUGGACUCAUCAGACUCGGAAUACGCUGUUUGCAUCACCGUAAAGACGUGGAGGGAAUGGAGACGGUUUAUCAAAUGGCGUAAACAAAAGAGAAGAAAGCAAGCAAGGAAAUUAAGAAAACUAAGAAAGAAGGCAUCCAAAAAGAACAGUCGAAAAACAGCAGCUAAAAAGGUACCAAAGAAAUCAUCCCGGAAAAAAACUCGCAAGAUGGCUUCAUCAACUCUUCUUCCGACUACACAAAUCACUAGUACAUUAAGUACGCAAAAAUAAACCUAUAAUUAAAAAAGCUUGUUGUUAGAAAGUUCGAAGAAGCAGUAAAAAAAAAAAUGCAAAUCAAAAGAACGCAAAAUUUGAAUGAAACAAAAUUAAUUUAUUUACAAAAUUUUCGAAUGGAAAAUGUCAUUAUCUUCGUUGAACUGAUUUGAACUUUCUCAAGGACAAUCUUUUUAAAACUACUCUAUGCGUUCGGUAUUUUUGUUAGCGUAACUCAUAAGGAUUUAUUUAUUUUUACUAUAUGUGUUUAUAAUAAUGUGGCAAAAUUGGGUUUGUAAAAUUGCCUUUUUGAAAUAGAAAAAGCGCUUUGUUAACUAUGGCUUAUUGAAAUGCAAAUAUGCAUAGUAUAAAAAAUAUCAAUUCACAAAUUAGAACACAUUUUGCCUACUCCUCUCUCCAAUGAAGUUUUCUAGGACAUUGUUUCACGAAAAUAGUUGUGAGCUUCAUUGGUGACGCAGGUCGCUGGCAUACAACAUUUGAAGGCAGUUCGAAUCACGCUCUAUAGAUGUAUAUAAUUUGAAUUUUUUUAUUUGUAACUAAAACAAAAUGAUUUUCUUUUCUUUGUUGUUUUUCCUUCGCUAUUUCGUCAUUUCAGUGCUUAAUUGUUAUAUAAUAAGAACAUUCUUCCCUAGAAUUCUGUGUGUAACUAUUUAACUGUUAACAUAUUUAACUACUAGAUGUCUGCAUGUAAUAGGCAAUGCAAUAGCCAGCGGACAGCGUAUAGUGCGCAUGCUUAAAAAGAGCUUUUCUUGGUGCUGCAUUUCGGUUAAAGGAAGGAAUCUUGAAUUCCGGAUGCCUAACAGCGCUGGACGUGGAAAAACUAUUAGUUUCAGAGAAAUUGGCUAAAACGACAUUGAGGAUGGUUAUUGUAUCUGUAAUUAGACAAUACUUCAUUCCUUAGACUUAUUUUACGACUAGUUUGCGACGCACCAAGAAUUAGCCUUCUAAAAGAGUCAAAAACAAUUGCGCAAAGUUGUUUUUGUACCACAUUUAUCAAUCCGGGGAGUAAAGAUAAGGUUCUGGGUUACUUAAAUAGACAUUGCUUGCGGGGAAAGCAGGUUGUAAAUAUUUUGUAUAUCAUGUAAAGCUCUAUUUUCAUCGCUCAAAUUAUUUCAAGCCCAUUGUAUCAGGGCUUAUCAAGCCAGAGUUAUCCAGGCUUCCUGUGCUCUUGACAACAGGAAUCCCAAUCUCAACUCUGGUAGAAGUUGCCUUUUUAAAGCUUUGAAUAUCUCGAUUUUAAUCUAAAAAUUGAUAGGAUUAAAAAAUCUAAGAAAAAAGUUGUCGCACACAAGACAGUGUUUGGGUUAAUACAUCACGUGGUCUGGUCACGUGGGAGAGCUAAAGAAAAGUAAAUUUGCACUGUUAGGUUGUACGGCAAACAAGCAGCGAAUUUCACAUGCAAUCUAACAUCAUUAAAACUACAAAUGUUCAUCUAAGAGUUGAUGACUUGUAAUUUGAAUUAUAUGAAGUGCUUGGUGUCACGUGAUCUGAUAGUGCAAAUUAACCCUUUAUAUAAUGUGCUACGAUUGUUCUCUUAUAUAAUAGUACUUUAUAGUUUAAGAUACAGCAUCACAGUGAUGAUUCAGUAGUUUGUUUUAUAAGAGAUACAUUGAAACACCGUAUCUUGUUAACAAACACAAUUACGCGCUUUUGAAUGUAAUAAUAGAUCUAGGAAUGGUUUGAGAGAUACAUUGGGACCAUCUCUUGUCAACAAACACGUUAUUAUGUGCUAUUGCAUGGGAUAGAAUAAAUUUUUUUAUUGAAAACGAGUCUAAUAAACUCACCUUAUAUACGAUG